Molecule: messenger RNA, 1500 nt
Organism: Colletotrichum destructivum
Lineage: Eukaryota; Fungi; Ascomycota; Sordariomycetes; Glomerellales; Glomerellaceae
Product: Putative Snf7 family protein
Exons: 4
Coding region: 353-1030 (225 amino acids)
Biological process (GO): late endosome to vacuole transport via multivesicular body sorting pathway; vesicle budding from membrane
Cellular component (GO): ESCRT III complex; cytoplasmic side of plasma membrane; multivesicular body
Source: RefSeq, a predicted model, not a curated record
CUGCCUUGACUUCGUGACCCUAUCUCUCAGCAAUCAACUAUCGACACCACGACCUCCUGACCUGAAGAGCCGCGAGCGUUCGUCGCACGACAUUACGUCCCCGAUAGCCGUAUUUAUCACUACGCUGACCCGGAUCCGCGGCUCGUUGACGACGACAACGACGAAGGCGAGUGCCCGCUUGUUUCCCGUUUCGGUACCCCGCCAUCAAACUUGGGCGAAGUGCCACGCAACCCAAGAAUACGGCUGCCUUGGACCGACAGCUGCCUGCGCACAAACUCAAAACCGACUCGAUCCCUCCCGAUCCACUCGGUCUCAAUAGUCAAUACCCCUAAACCCUACAGCUCAUAUCAUCAUGUCUGGCGUCUGGGGCUGGUUCGGCGGCGGCGGCGGCGGCGCCAAGAAGAAGAAUGACGCCAAGGACGCGAUCCUUGGCCUCCGGGUCCAGCUCGAUAUGCUCCAGAAGCGAGAGAAGCAUCUGCAAACGUUGAUGGACGAGCAAGACGCUAUCGCGCGGAAGAACGUCAGCACCAACAAGAAUGCCGCAAAGGCUGCCUUGCGCCGCAAGAAGGGCCAUGAACACAGCCUCGAGCAGACAAUCUCGCAAAUCACGACACUCGAGUCCCAGAUCAACGCUAUCGAGUCGGCAAACAUCAACCGGGAGACGCUCCUGGCGAUGGAGAAGGCCGGCCAGGCCAUGAAGGGCAUCCACGGCAAGCUCACCGUCGACAAGGUGGACCAAACAAUGGAGGAACUUCGCGAACAGAAUGCGCUCAGCGAGGAAAUCGUCAACGCCAUUACGACCGGCCAGACGGACGACAUCCUCGACGAAGACUUGGACCAGGAGCUGGAAAACAUGCAACAGGAGAGUUUGGACGAGCGAAUGCUCAGCACUGGUUCGGUGCCGGUGUCGGACGCCGUCCAUCGGAUGCCGGCCGCAGCAAACGGAGAAAUCAAAGGCAAGACACCCGUCGUCGAAGAGGACGAGGAGGAGGCCGAGCUCCGCAAGCUGCAGGCGGAGAUGGCAAUGUGAGAGGUCGCGGGCGUCAUGAGACCCUGCGGCGACGGACGAGAACGAACGGCAUAGCAUUCUUUGGUUGGGAUAAGACUUUCGGUGACUUGUACGGGAUCGCGACACAAAGGUGUGGCUGAUGCAAGACCAAGCCUCCCGGGAAAAGGAAAGUCGACUUUGCACGACAUACACGCCUCAAACUCUGCACACGCUUGCUUGCAUGCUUGCCUGCCUCCAACGGCGACAUAUCCGGAGCCGUCUUCGUCCACACAUGUUUCUCGGCUAUCUUGGUCCAUUUUCCUCACACCUGUUCACUGGCGUUGGCGUUUUAGGGGUACGCGGGGGUGUCAUUCGAUGGAAGUUGAUGGGAGUUUGACACGCUUUUUCUGGUUUGCUGGAGUGGCAGUUUUACAAGUCUCCGAGUUCUACCCGAGUGUCGUUUAUUUUUUCUCUCUUCUUCUUUCAUAGAACACCACAUAUUGAACAUUGUU